AUGGCGAAGACCCCGAGCAAGAAGUCGGCCAAGGCCCCGAAGAAGACCGGUGAAAAGGGCAAGAACCGCAAGACCAAGCGCAUUGAGUCGUACUCGACCUACAUUUACAAAGUGUUGAAGCAAGUGCACCCCGAAACCGGUAUCUCCAAGCGCGGCAUGUCGAUCAUGAACUCGUUCAUCAACGACAUCUUUGAACGCAUCGCGUCGGAAGCUGGCAAGCUCAGCCGCUACAACAAGAAGUCCACUUUGUCGUCCCGCGAAAUCCAAACCGCCGUGCGCCUCAUGCUUCCUGGUGAAUUGGCUAAGCACGCCGUGUCUGAAGGCACGAAGGCCGUGACCAAGUUCACGUCGUCGGCUUAAAUGCGUUGGCCACUGAACUGUCUCCCUCAACGUGCGACGCUUCGUGCUCGCCGUUUCUACAACCUGGUGUUUUUGAACACCACCCUCUCUUGAGAAGUUUGCGAUCACCCUUUCUGUUUGAUUCGGUCCGAUUGUCUUGAUGGAGCAACCGGUGCAUGAAAAUGUGGUUGUUCAAGAUCACAGCAGCGUUAUCUUCCUUACAGGAAUGUGACGGCGGGCGUUUGGUACCUCUGAAUCACACCAUCAGAUCCACUCGCAUAGAAGAAAUCUUCGGUGGCAAAUGCAUCCGUGAUG
Messenger RNA from Aphanomyces invadans, 654 nucleotides. Its product is annotated as histone H2B. The record is from RefSeq and is a predicted model, not a curated record. The transcript has a single exon. Lineage: Eukaryota; Oomycota; Saprolegniomycetes; Saprolegniales; Verrucalvaceae. Gene Ontology annotation, biological process: nucleosome assembly. Gene Ontology annotation, molecular function: DNA binding; protein heterodimerization activity; structural constituent of chromatin. Gene Ontology annotation, cellular component: nucleosome. Bases 1 to 360 code for a protein of 119 amino acids.